This is a messenger RNA of Trichomonas vaginalis G3, 588 nucleotides long. Its product is annotated as ribonuclease inhibitor domain-containing protein. The record is from RefSeq and is a predicted model, not a curated record. The transcript has a single exon. Bases 1 to 588 code for a protein of 195 amino acids. NCBI's taxonomy places the organism in Eukaryota, Parabasalia, Trichomonadida, Trichomonadidae.
AUGCUAGGUACUGGCGAAUUAGGUAAAGCUUUAAAUGCUGAUCCAACUAAACUUUGUGUAAAUUUAAGAAUUCCUUAUAGCUUUAAUCAGAUUCCUAUCACACACGUUGGUGAUAGUGCAUUUACUUAUCAUCCUCGCCUAAAAACCAUUUAUUUCCCUAGUACAAUUAUAUAUCUAGGAUAUGAUUGCUUCGGAUAUAUUCCGAAUUUGGAAAGUGUUACUUUCGAAGAAAGAAAUGAUACUGCCCUUACAUUUGGACAGGGCGUAUUUGCAAAGACUAAAAUGAAGAUAAUAAGACUCCCUAGCAAAAUAGCAUCAUCAAGUUGGCAUGUUUUUAUGGAAUCUAAAAUUGAAAAAGUGAUUUAUUGCGGGAUGGCAAAAAUAAAUGGAGUAUGGUUUACAGGUUCCUCUGCUCCUAUAAUUUAUGUCCAUCCACUCUACCCAUAUGAUAGUUUUGCAAAUUACUCAAAUCUUGUUUUUACUGAUGAAUGCGGAAUAUUCAUGAAAUGCUUUUUACCUUCGGCACGCCAUGUUCCUAUUUCAUUUUUCAGGCUCUCUAUGCCUUUACUUGUUAUAAUAUUUGUCUAA